Molecule: messenger RNA, 1011 nt
Organism: Capronia coronata CBS 617.96
Lineage: Eukaryota; Fungi; Ascomycota; Eurotiomycetes; Chaetothyriales; Herpotrichiellaceae
Exons: 2
Coding region: 1-1011 (336 amino acids)
Biological process (GO): phosphatidic acid biosynthetic process; triglyceride catabolic process
Cellular component (GO): lipid droplet; endoplasmic reticulum
Molecular function (GO): acylglycerone-phosphate reductase (NADP+) activity; triacylglycerol lipase activity
Source: RefSeq, a predicted model, not a curated record
AUGGCUUCCAGCAAGACCCAACAUAAACCCACCGUGCUAAUCACCGGCUGUUCGCAACACAGCCUAGGCUACGCAUUAGCAGUGGCCUUCCACGAUGCUGGAUUCCGCGUCUUCGCCACCGCAAGGAAUCCCGCACGAAUGGGUGGAUUGACAGACACUCGGCCGGACAUUGUAUGUUUGACGAUGGAUGUGUGUGUCGAAACGUCGAUCCUGGAAUGUGUUGCGAAAGUAAGAGAGAUGACGAGAUCGUCACACCAAGGAGGUGUCGAUGCCGACCACGUUGAAGGAGGAGAAGAAGGAGAAGAAGGAGAAGAAGAAGGGAGAUUGAACUGUCUAGUGAACAAUGCUGGCGGAGGCUACAACAUGCCCGUCUCCGACAUUUCCAUCCCAGAAGCCAAAGCCCUCUUCGACCUCAACGUAUGGUCCUACAUCAGCGUCACGCAAGCUUUCCUCCCUCUACUCCUUAACGCGGCGAAGGUACAAGGAAAGACAAUUUCUCCUAGCUCCAGCUCCGGCUCAAACGUUAGGCCACCUCCCAGUCUCAUCAUCAACAACACAUCAGUUUCCAGCGUCGAACCCACCCCUUACAAUUCGGCCUACCACGCCUCCAAAGCCGCCGCCGCAAUGUUCAGCACGCACAUGCGCAUCGAACUGGGCCCGUUCAACGUGCGCGUUGUAGACCUCAAGACCGGAUGCGUGCACUCGCACUUCCACGCAAACCAUCAAGACGGCCAGGCCAGUUUACCCCCGGGAUCGAUCUACGCGCCUGUCAGGCUGCAGACGGAGAAGGCGAUGCGCAAUGCUUUCCCGCGCCGCGAGGAUCCGGCGAAAUGGGCCCGCGAUGUCGUGGCGGAUCUGGUGUCCGGGUCCAGGUGGGAUGCUCCGCCGAAAGAGGUCUGGAGGGGCACCGGGGCGUGGAGGACCUGGUUCGCCAAUACCUUCUUUCCGGUCGGGUGGUGGGAUCAAAGUUGGAGGAGGGCGGUUGGGUUGGAUCGGAUCGGAUCGGUUUGA